Phalacrocorax carbo (great cormorant) is the source of this 2318-nucleotide messenger RNA. NCBI's taxonomy places the organism in Eukaryota, Metazoa, Chordata, Aves, Suliformes, Phalacrocoracidae. The record is from RefSeq and is a predicted model, not a curated record.
CGCGCACCGCGCACUGGGGAUGCCGCCGCCGCCUCCCCCGUAGGGCCGCCGCGACCCCGCGGCACCGGCACCAGCAACGGUGUUGGUGGGCGGGGGGGGGGCGGGGGUGGGGUGUCGCGGGGCUAUGUCGGGUCGCGAUAGCGUCCAGAUCCCCGACGACCGGGACUUCGGGGCGUUCCGUGCGGAGUGCGAGUCGGAGCGGGGCUGGAGCCUCACCUACAGCAAGGCGGGGGUGGCCGUCUGGGUGCAGCUGCUGGAGCCCGAGCGAGCCCUCCACAAGAUCAAGUGCAGGAUGGAGUGCAAGGACGUGCCGGCGGAGACGCUCUACGACGUGCUGCAUGACAUCGAGUACCGGAAAAAGUGGGACACCAACGUCAUUGAGACCUUCGACAUCGGGAAGCUGACUGUCAACUCCGACGUGGGCUACUAUGCCUGGAAGUGCCCCAAGCCCCUGAAGAACAGGGACGUCGUCACGCUCCGCUCCUGGCUGCCCAUGGGCACCGACUACAUCAUCAUGAACUACUCCGUGAAGCACCCCAAGUACCCCCCCCGCAAGGACAUGGUGCGAGCUGUCUCCAUCCAGACGGGCUACCUGAUCGAGGGGACGGGAGCCAAGAGCUGCACCAUCACCUACCUGGCACAGGUGGACCCCAAAGGUUCCCUGCCGAAGUGGGUGGUGAACAAAUCCUCGCAGUUCCUGGCCCCCAAGGCGAUGAAGAAGAUGUACAAGGCUUGCCUGAAGUACCCGGAGUGGAAGCAGAAGCACAACCCGCACUUCAAGCCCUGGCUGUUCCCCGAGCAGAGCCGGCUGCCCGCCCUGCCGCUCUCCGAGCUCUCCCUCCAGCACGCCGACUCGCUGGAGAACAUCGACGAGAGCUCCUUGGCCGAGACCAAAGACGACCGCGGCGAGGCCAGCGACGAGGACAGCGUUAACUGAGACACCCCCCACCCCCAGACCCCCACCCCACCUCGGGGGGGGGCUGUUCGGUCCCUGCCUUGUGUCCCCCGUCCGUCCCCCCCCCCCAAAUGCAGUUUGUGCCCCUCUCUUGCACGCGCGUGCACCCACGCUUCUGGCUCCGGGGGGGGGGGGAUCCCCCUGCUGCAGCCCCCCGGCCUGGGGGCGGCGGGACCGUGCUGGGCACCCCCUGCCCGGGGGCUGCCCCCACCCGCACCCGCCCCGGGGAGGGGAGCAGGUCCCUUUGCAGCCACCGCAGGGCGCUGACCUUGUCCCCGCCGGUGGCAAACCCGAAGUGCCCUUCAGCUCUCGCCCUGGGAGGGGGGGCAAAGGAAAGGGGGGAGCCUGCCCCUGCUCCCCCACCCUGGGGGCACCCCCCUGCCCCUUCCCCCCGCUCCCCCUCUGCUCCCCUGCCCCUCGUCCCCACCUCCUCCUGCAGGACCCCUGCCCGGGGUGACCCCCAGGGGUGGGGGGACUUGGGGGUCCGCACCCCAGGCAUGCUGGGGGGGUGUCUUUGGGGUCUUGCAGCACCUCCAGGCAUGGGGGGGGGGGGGCUUAAGGGGCUCCUGGCUCGUCCAAGCAUGCUGGGGGGGGCUUGGGGGUUCCCUGCACGUCCAGGCAUGUGGGGGGGGUCCUCUCGGGUCUUUCAGCACCUCCAGGCAUGCAGGAAGGGUUGGGGGGCUCUUGGCACCUCUAGGCACCUUGGGGGGCUCCCAGAACCUCCAGGUGUGCUGGGGGGGGGAUGUCUUGAGGGCUCGUGGCAUCUCCUUGCAUGUUGGGGGGACCUGGGGGGCUCCCAGCAACUCCAGGUGUGCUGGGGGGGUCUUGGGGUGUUCUGGCACCUCCUUGCAUGUUGGGGGGACUUGGGAGGUCCUGGCAUCUCCUGGCAUCUCCAGGCAUCUUGGGGGGACUUGGGGUGCUCCUGGCACCUCCAGGCACGUUGGAGGGUCUCUGGGAGCUCCCAGCAUGUUUGGGCAUCUUGGGGGGGCCCCUGGCACCUCCAUGUAUUCUGGGGGUCUCCCAGCAGCUCAGAUAUCUCCAGGUAUACUGUGGGGGGUCUUGGGGGCUCCCAGCACUUCCAGGCAGGUUGGGGGGACUUGGGGGUCUGCUGCCACCUCCAGGCAUGCUAGGGGGGGGUGUCUCUGGGGGCUCCUGCCCCCCCCCCCCCCUUUCCAGGCGAGGGGCCCCGAGCUCAGUGUCUGAACACUUUCUGCGCUAGAAUUAGAGGCCUUGAAUCGGGAUUGUGGAGCUGCUCCUCGGCCGCGCUCCUGCCCCCCGCAUUGCCCGGGGCGGCGACGGGAGGAGGGAGAUUUUGUACCUUGUACCGGAGCUGAUUAUUUAGGAAUAAAACAAAUAAAUCUGG